CGAAACUGAUAGAGGAAAAAGAUGUUAUGGUAUGUUUAAAAAACUAUAUCGUAGCUUGUGCCCUGGCCUAUCGCUGUGUAAACGCUUUUAAGCAGAUAUAAGUAAGUAGGUUAGACUUGUUAUUGUAGAAUUCCGUUAUCUGAAGGCCACAGUCUAAGGAACAGCGGGUGAUGACAUAGAAAUGGCCUUCUAGCAAAACCGUAAGAUUAGUGCAGUUGAAACAAGCUGAAGCAAGAAAUGUGGGAAGACGUGCAGCAAACGUGAUUGGUCUACACAUAAUUCGCGGAUCUAACAAUUGGGGGCUCGUCCGGGAUCCCAACAUCUCAUCGCACUUUACGGUAAACCCACCAGACCAGUAGUUGUAUGCGUGAGUUGUCCGGGACAACCCGCUGCUGGGCGGACCUAGAACGAGAAGGAUCGGAAGGCCGUAUACAAGAAUUAUCUGUGAUAAUUCGCUCGCACACUCUACAGCCUCAAAUCGGUGAGGGUUCCCCUGAGAGAAAGCCGUCCUCGACGUACAAGUGGGGUGAGUUGUGAGAGCCGGUCUGGGGGCAAACCGGGAGAGUGGGUGAGUGACGGGACUACCCGAAACAAAUAUAUAUAUAUAUGCGAAUAACGAGUGUCUGAUUGAGAUAAGUCAAAUACAAUUAAACAUGGGCAAUGGAAAUGGUAAAGGGGGUUGUUGUACGUAUUGUAAGCGAGUAGAGGAAGUGGAAUUGUCUCCUAAUGGCCGACGUAUGGAGGCCGUAGUUACGGGGAGCGGGAAACCAGAAUUCAUGUGGAGAAGGAAGUUUGGAUUUGAUGGUAAAUUGAAGCCCGAAAGUACUAAAGAAUUAUUAGAUAAAUUGAAUGAAAAAUGUGGUGAUGAUAGCAAAAAAAUACCAUUAUUCUGAAGCCCAAGUCUGGCACUUACAGGUAACUGAGUAUCGUAAACGACUCAGUCAAGAAGGAAAAGCUAAAAAGAAAAAGGAAUCAGAGGGGCUGAUGUAUACAGGAAAGGAGGAUCUGGAGACACCUAAUAGGGGCCCUACGCCACCUCCAAAUCCCCCUGGGAAUAUACCUGACAUAUACCCUGAUCUCCAUGCACCAAACCUGUCCCAACUCUCACCCCCUCCUUACAUUGCCCCUCGUGGUGCCUCCGUUCCGGCGCUUAACCAAAGUUAUCCCCAGAGGAAGACUCCUUUAGAUAGUCCAACGACUCAGUGGGUAAAAGAGAAUUUUAGCAUGGAAUAUCCCCAAAUUGACGAUCUUGGAGAUGGUCUUGUCGCUCCAAUGAUCCAGGUGGCAGAUGGAAAGGGGGUUACCCAAUAUGUCUACAGAGCCUGGGGAAUGGAGGAUGUUAAACGGGCCAUGGCAGCAUGCCCGCAUCCUAGCCAAGGGGCAACUGAAUUUAGGGAUUUUAUUCACCAAGCCAUGGCCAGUUAUAGAUUGAAUAGUCUGGAAAUAGAGCAAUGCUUGAGGGAAGUAUUACGACAAGAAUGGUGCCAGGUGGGGGGGGAUUGGACCGCUUUGACUCAGGAGAGAGCCACCAGACCCUAUGUCGAUCCACCUGAGGCGGCAGAACGACCAGGGAAUAACUAUUGGGGCCCCCUAGAUGCACUUAUGGGAAGGAUUGCCACAUAUUAUAAGGCCAGGUGUAAUUACUCCGCUAUCACUGAUUGUGUCCAGGGUAAAGACGAGACGUGCAUGCAAUAUUACACCCGAUUGCGAAAAGUCUUUAACUCCAAUAGUGGAAUAGAGCCCCCCAACCCACACGAUGACAAUGGGGUAUGGGCUCAGCAAAUAAAAAAUGCAUAUUUGGCGGGAGCGGCGCCACAAAUAGCUAAGUUGGUUAAACAACACCUUAUCACUUGGAGCACGGGGGCACUCCAGCCUGUUUUGGAUCACGCGAUGCACUUUGAGCGAAUGUUACGUGAGGAAAAAAGACAAAGAAUGUCUCGAGAGAAUGGUCCCUCCACCUUCUCGAGUCAAGACUAGGGUGCAAGACCCAAAUGGCAAAAGAAAAGGGGGGACUGGAGAAGAUCAGAUCGAAAUAAUGCCUGUUAUGUUUGUGGGAAAACGGGGCAUUGGGCGAGGGAUUGCCCGAACCGGGCCCUAAACCCGAAAAACAAGCGGCAGAAGGACAACUAAUUCUACAUAGCUCAGAGGAAAUACAUAUAGAUUGCACGAUGGUCAAGGAUAUGCAAACUGAGUCUACGGCACUUGAAAAGCAGUGCUGGAAAAACCAGGGAUGUAAGAUGACAGACACAGGAAUCUGGGUUGGGCCCAAUGGAUUACCCGUGCUACCCAAAGCACUUUUCCUUAUUGCGGCAGAAUUGAGCCAUGGUAAAUGUCAUGUCUCAAAAGGGGGAAUGGUAUCGAUGAUAAAUGGUAGAUAUACAACCUUCGGAUUCUCAUCCUAUACAAAAUUUUUGUAAAAAGUGCCUCACAUGUCUACAAAACAACCCACAGGGAGGAGUAAAGUGCCCAAAAGGACAAAUACCGCCCCCCUCAGAGCCAUUUGCUCAUUGGAUGAUGGAUUUCAUUCACUUGACGCCAAGUGAGGGAAAGCAGCAUUGUUUGGUAAUGAUAUGCCCAUUCUCAGGGUGGGUGGAGGCAUUCCCCACCGCAAAAAUAGACGCACUAACGGUAGCAAAAAUAUUAUGCCGCGAGAUAAUACCGAGGUGGGGAAUACCUCAAGUCCUAUAUAGUGAUAAUGGACCCGAGUUUCGAAAUGCAGUCCUUGAUCACGUCGGAAAACAAUUAGGCAUAAAACUGAAAAAGCACUGCGCUUACCACCCUCAAUCGGCCGGAUUAGUGGAGAGACAUAACGGUACACUUAAGAAUAAAUUAAAAAAGGCAAUGCAGGAAACAGGCAAGGGAUGGGUAGCCUGCCUGCCAUUGGCACUUACUAGCAUGCGCAUUGUCCGAGGGAAUAAACCACUAUCACCAUUCGAGAUAGUACAGGGAAAAGCCUAUCGCAUUCCCCAGUUGGGAGACAACGAGAGGCAGUUAAAGGAAGCAUGGCUAGCCGACUACAUGCGAAACAUGCUAUCUAAUAAAAAAGAAAUGCUUAAUAUUCUACCCCCUCAGACUAUCACCGAGACAUCGUUGGUCCCCUCACUGCAACCGGGAGACUGGAUCCUGAUUAAAGACGUAAAAAGAAAGACCUGGCAUCACCCUAAAUGGUCCUCCUGACUACUCCCACCGCUGUUAAAAUUGCAGAAAGAACUACUUGGAUACAUUUGACACAUUGUAAAAAGGGUACUAUUUCUGAGAUGAUUCCUGCCACCACAUUUAUGAUGACUAGUGAGGACAACCUUAGCUUGCUUGAAGAAGGCACUGGAGGAUUGCAUGAUAUGCACCUGGGAAAACUUUUUCUGCAGAAUGAGUAAACUAUAAGCACCUGUGAUGUGUCUGAUCUAAAACCUGUAAUUGCAGAAGGAUCGGACUACUGAUGUUAUGCUUAAAGGUUGCAUGUAAUGCACAGAAAAAGGACAUAAAUAUCAGUUUAAAAUACCAUAAAAAGGAGGGAAUGAUAGAGGAAAAAGAUGUUAUGGUAUGUUUAAAAAACUAUAUCGUAGCUUGUGCCCUGGCCUAUCGCUGUGUAAACGCUUUUAAGCAGAUAUAAGUAAGUAGGUUAGACUUGUUAUUGUAGAAUUCCGUUAUCUGAAGGCCACAGUCUAAGAAACGGCGGGUGAUAACAUAGAAAUGGCCUUCUAGCAAAACCGUAAGAUUAGUGCAGUUGAAACAAGCUGAAGCAAGAAAUGUGGGAAAACGUGCAGCAAACGUGAUUGGUCUGUAAGGAAAAACACCCCUUCUGUGUAUUUUUGUGUAUUCCUGUAUAAAACUUAAUUGUACCGAUGAAGAGGAUCUUUUGUCUGACGGAGACAUUAGAUCCUAUUUGUAUACGGGAACAAUUGUGUGCUCCUGUAUACAAGUAGAAAUAAAAACCCAUUCUUUGUUUCUUAA
This is a messenger RNA of Callorhinchus milii (elephant shark), 3951 nucleotides long. RefSeq lists its product as uncharacterized. Bases 850 to 1977 code for a protein of 375 amino acids. The record is from RefSeq and is a predicted model, not a curated record. The transcript has 3 exons. Lineage: Eukaryota; Metazoa; Chordata; Chondrichthyes; Chimaeriformes; Callorhinchidae.